This is a messenger RNA of Varanus komodoensis (Komodo dragon), 2439 nucleotides long. It is a transcript of the gene CAPNS2, whose product is annotated as calpain small subunit 2. The transcript has a single exon. The record is from RefSeq and is a predicted model, not a curated record. Bases 465 to 1394 code for a protein of 309 amino acids. Lineage: Eukaryota; Metazoa; Chordata; Lepidosauria; Squamata; Varanidae.
CUCCUGCCUGCUCUUUCUUCAUAGCUAAGAUUGAAAUAGAUUUGUCCUCUUUGCAGACAGAAAUGCCUUAGUCCAAAAAUAUCUCCCAAAAAAAAAAAAAUUCCACCAAUCACGUUUCACUGCUUAAUAUAAACCAGGCACAGUGGGAAGUUGUGUGUUGCUGAACAAUAAAAGGGCAAGCCAAGAGAAGGCAGGACAGAACCUGCAGCAAGGCGAGGAUCUCUGAGGAAAGGCGUUGCAACUCCGAAGUCAAAGCGGGAGGAGACAUUCCUCCCCCGCCGUCCGGAGCAGGGCGGUGCCGCUUUGUGAGGGAUUCCAGCUGUGCAGAAUGACUUGUUUGCACGGGGAGUGGUAAUUGCUCUCGGCAGUUUGCACUGCCUUGUUAGGAUCCGCCCAGCUCUGCUCUCUGCAAACGCCGCUGUGAGAGCUCCCACAGGACGCCGGGCUGUCUUGGAAGCUGCACCAUGUUCCUCGCUCAGGCUCUGCUCGAUGCCGCUGCCGGGGGUGGCGGCGGUGGCAGCGGUGGUGGCGGUAGUGGUGGCGGUGGCGCCAGUGCUGCAGGAGGCCUCCUGAAGAGCCUCGGAGGCGGUGGAGGAGUCGGAGGGGCCCUUCUGAAGGGCCUUGGAGGAGGCGGUGGCGGGGUUGGAGGAGCACUCGCCAAAGGCCUCGGGGGACUCCUCUCUGGUGGCGGCGGCGGUGGCGGCAGUGGCGGCAGCAGUGGUGGCGGUGGUGGCAGCAAGGUGCAAAAAGGGGUGAAUGUCAUGGGCCUCCUGGGAGGCCUUGUGAACAUCAUCAGCGAGGCAGCGGCUCAGUACACCCCGGAGCCGCCUCCCGCUCCCCGCAGCCACUUCGCCAACGUGGAAGCCAACGAGAGCGAGGAGCUCCGCCAAUUCCGGCGCCUCUUUGCCCAGCUGGCCGGCAACGACAUGGAGGUGUGUCCCACCGAGCUGAUGAACAUCCUCAACAAGGUGAUGGCGCGGCACCAAGACCUGACGGAAGAGGCCUUCAGCCUGGACACUUGCCGCAGCAUGGUGGCCGUCAUGGACAGCGACACCACGGGCAAGCUGGACUUCUACCAGUUCCGCUACCUGUGGGGCAACCUCAAGAAAUGGCAGAGGGUCUUCAAGCAGCACUGUGGGCCUGGAGGGUCCAUUGAGAUGGCUCGGCUGCCCUCCGCUUUCAAGGAUGCCGGGUUCAACAUGCACGAGCAGCUCUACGCGCUGAUGAUCCGCCGCUAUGCCGACGAAGAUGGCAGCAUGGAUUUCAACAACUUCAUCAGCUGCCUGGUGCGCCUGGAUGGCAUGUUCCGUGCCUUCAAGGCCCUGGACAGAGACGGUCAUGGCAACGUCCAGAUCAGCCUUCAGGAAUGGCUGCAGCUGACCAUGUACUCUUGAAACCGGACGACCGGCGGAAAGAAGGCGACAGUGCCAAUGACGACCAUGCUGCUCCUUCAAGCUUUGGCCUGCAAGCAGGACUGCUUAGUUAUAUAGCUGCAUCUACUUCCGUCUUGGACAGGAGGCCAAUUCUCUUGCUCUUGCUACCUUUUGGGUGAUAGGCAAGGUAGGGGAGGUGUCAAAAUCUUUCUAGUGUUACUGCAAAUUCUCCUUUCUUUUCCAUGUAUCUUUCUGUAGUUUCUGUCGUCUGUUCCUUCCCUCUUUAAGGUUUGUUUACUUUUUAGCAUGCCUGGGCUGUAUGGAUGUGUAGGACUGAGGAUGAAUGCUACAUGGGAUGUAAAGAUAAUGGGAUAGCUCACUUAUUCCCUUAUGAGUGCUCUCUAGGUACAAGUAGAGGUUGCAACAGAAUUUAUCUGCCUCUCCCCCUUCUCUGGCCCCCAUGACUUGCAUAUUUCAGGGAGAGAAUUCUCUCUCUCACAUACACACACACUUGUAAUCCUAAGCAACUCAGUUGUUUCUUUUCCCCCACACCGCCUCCAGUUUCCUUAGUGAACGCAUUCCUCAACUUGCUGCGUUACGUACUGGAAGCUCACAGAUUCUUGUGCGGCUGUUUUGGUUUCUUAAAGCAUCUCCUCUUUCUCUUGCAAAAUUAUAUACUUCUCCAUGCUGGUAUUGUUACUGGGUAGUCCUGUUCCAUUUCCAAGCUGCAGUACGUACUCAGUGCUCUGUCGGAGAUCAGCCUUCCUGAAAUGGGAGUCUUGUGGAUUUGUUAACUAAAAUUUCCAUGGUCCUCAGCUGCAGCUCCACUAAGGGGGCCAAGGACAGCCAUGUUGGGGAAGACUGAACUUCAGUGUACAAGGAGAGCAGGGAGAGUGAGUGCUGAACUGAGCAGAGUUUUCUCUCCAUGACUUUCCAUUUGGCAUUCUGGAUCGCUUUGCCUCAGGGCAGAUUUUAAUCUCUAUUGCUAGGAAAAAUAGAUUGUCCUCCUAGAUUCCUAGCAUCAAUGUGUGCAAAGAAGGAAAAUAAACUCAGAUGAUAAACACAA